UAAACAAAAGAGGGGGAUAUUUCGACGGCAGCGACCCGGCCGAGGGCGACUCUUACUGGAUGUUCCUGACUCGACGUGCGCGUCCGGACCCGAGGCUGACUGUGGGGGAAAAGCCACUGAGAAGCGAAUGAAGAAAUAUCUGAUCUUUCACUUCACAUACAGAGGACUUCUCACGAAAGGAAAGAAGAGUAAAAGGAGAAAAUGGAGUAUACGCUGCGAAAGGCUGAACCAAGGGACGUGUCUGAUAUAUUACGACUGGUGAAGGAACUUGCUAAAUACGAGGAGAUGGAGCACCAGGUGAGACUGACUGAAAAAGAUCUCCUUGAAGAUGGUUUUGGUGAAACCCCGUUUUACCAUUGCAUCAUCGCUGAAACCCAAGAGAAAAGUAGUGAUGGCCUGAAAGUGGUGGGUUUUGCCAUGUACUACUUUACUUAUGACCCCUGGGUUGGUAAACAGCUCUACCUGGAGGAGUUCUACGUGAUGGAUCAGUACAGAGGUAAAAACAACUCCUGGAGUCGUCUACAGUUUAAACACAUCUCAGCUACUUCCUGCUUUAAAACCCCAUUUCCCUCUUUUCCAGGACUGGGCAUCGGCUCCGAUAUCCUGCGGCACCUCAGUGAUCUGGCGAUGAAGACACGCUGCUCCGGCAUGAUGUUUGUGGUGGCGGAGAACAACGAGUCGUCCGUCAAUUUCUACAAGGGGCGUGGUGCCGAGGACCUCUCCCAGGAGGAGGGCUGGAGGCUGUUCAGGUUUGAUAAGGACAGCCUCGUCAAGAUGGCCACUCCGGCUGAGGAAUGACGGAAAGCGAGCGGAGCAGAGGAGGGGGACGAGGACACCUGAGGGCGUGUCCGGCUCCUCUGCUGUCCUCCACUCAGACCAGGGUUCCUUUAAACAAGUUCAGCUUUUAAAAAGGGGAAAUCUGUUUCACUAUAACAUGAUUGUGUGUUUAGUUCACGUGUGUUGCUUAAUCACGUUUCUAAUAUGUUGCGCUGAAUAGCUUAUGUUCAUUCUUUGUUAGUGCUGAUGCAUUUGAUGUGCAGGGAAGACUUUCCAUGACUUUACAAUAAAACUAUAACCGAUCCCA
Pleuronectes platessa (European plaice) is the source of this 1084-nucleotide messenger RNA. Its product is annotated as diamine acetyltransferase 1. Gene Ontology annotation, molecular function: N-acetyltransferase activity. Lineage: Eukaryota; Metazoa; Chordata; Actinopteri; Pleuronectiformes; Pleuronectidae. The transcript is spliced from 5 exons. The coding region runs from base 202 to 798 and encodes 198 amino acids. The record is from RefSeq and is a predicted model, not a curated record.